This is a messenger RNA of Mucor velutinosus, 942 nucleotides long. RefSeq lists its product as uncharacterized. Gene Ontology annotation, molecular function: hydrolase activity. The transcript has a single exon. The record is from RefSeq and is a predicted model, not a curated record. Lineage: Eukaryota; Fungi; Mucoromycota; Mucoromycetes; Mucorales; Mucoraceae. The coding region runs from base 1 to 942 and encodes 313 amino acids.
AUGGGGCCCAUUCCUAAAUCCAUCGUCGACGCACAUGUUCAUUUCUGGCAUCCUGAUAAAGUCAACGUGUCCUGGGUGAGAGGCAGCUCAUUCGAUACGCACAAAGACGCAACUGAAUACUCUGAACAAGUAAAGAAAGUGCAUGUGGAUAAAGCCAUUUAUGUAGAAACUGAUGUGGAUUGCCAUCACGGUCUAGUGGAGGCAGAUUGGAUCACACAAUACGCGGAGCAACUACAAUCAACCGAGGUAUUUGGAGGUAUUGGCGGCAUCGUAGCAUUCGCACCUGUUCAUCAAGGUGAUCAUGUAAACGGUUACCUGCGUACGUUAAUGCGUAUCACCAACAGCAGAUUAAAAGGUGUGCGUUACUUGAUCCAGGAUCCCACCAAGGAUCCUCAGCGGGUACUACAUGGCGACUUUAUUCGAGGUGUCCAGCUUCUGGAAUCGUAUAAUCUGAGUUUUGACUUGAACAUCAAUUGCAACGAUUCUCCUGAACAGUUUCCUCCUUUGAAAUCACUUGUAGCACAGUGUCCUCGUGUCCAAUUUGUGCUUGACCACAUGGGGAAGCCGCCUUGCGAUAGUCAACCGGGAGAUACGAGAUUUGAAUUCUGGAAAGAGCAAAUGCACGGUCUGAGUAGACUGGACAAUGUCUAUUGCAAGGUAUCAGGUCUCAUUACCGAGUUCAAGGUGGACGACCAUAAAACACAGGCCCAAGUGGCACAAUGGCUGGAGCCGUUCAUCCAGGUGGCCAGGGAUGCAUUUGGUAUUGACAGAUUAAUGUUUGGCGGUGAUUGGCCUGUGUGUGAGCUAUCAAAAUACGAAUUGAAGUGGCAGCAAUGGCUGGAAAUACUAUGCGACAUUAUAAAAGACUGGACAGAGGAGGAUAAGGAAAAAUUGUUUGUUGCAAAUGCUACUCGCUUUUACAAAUUGAAUCAUACCAAGUAA